Molecule: messenger RNA, 522 nt
Organism: Botrytis byssoidea
Lineage: Eukaryota; Fungi; Ascomycota; Leotiomycetes; Helotiales; Sclerotiniaceae
Exons: 2
Coding region: 1-522 (173 amino acids)
Molecular function (GO): racemase and epimerase activity, acting on carbohydrates and derivatives
Source: RefSeq, a predicted model, not a curated record
AUGUGGACAAAUCCCCGUUCUCCCUCCCCAAAAAUGUGGUCACCACGCAACCCCCCUCCUCAAUCCUCCCAUCGACCCUCCCACUCACAAUCCCAUCCCUUCUCUCCCCUCUCCCCUCUCACUCCCUCCGGCCCCUCAGGAACCUUUCCCGCUCCCACCCAAAAAUUAAAGAAUCAAGGAAAACGCAUUGCGCAGAUUGUAAAAAUUAAGCCGGAAUGCGUGGAAUUGUACAAGGAGUGUCAUGCACGGGUUUGGCCCGAGGUCUUGAAACAGAUUAAGGAGUGUUAUAUGGAGGAUUAUUCCAUCCACUACGAUCCCCAACACAAUCUCCUCUUCGCAUCCUUCAAAUACGUCGGCUAUGACUAUGCAGGAGACAUGGAGAAGAUGCGAGAAAACCCCAAAGUGCGCGAGUGGUGGGCCAUGACGGAUUCGUAUCAGGAGAGUUUGGUCGAGGGCAGCUCAGGGAGUACGGAUGAGAGGGGCUGGUGGAAGAGCGUGGAAGAGGUAUUUUAUGUUGCGUGA